Messenger RNA from Vigna angularis (adzuki bean), 1562 nucleotides. RefSeq lists its product as uncharacterized. The transcript is spliced from 9 exons. Gene Ontology annotation, biological process: proteolysis. Bases 1 to 1419 code for a protein of 472 amino acids. Lineage: Eukaryota; Viridiplantae; Streptophyta; Magnoliopsida; Fabales; Fabaceae. The record is from RefSeq and is a predicted model, not a curated record. Gene Ontology annotation, molecular function: dipeptidyl-peptidase activity; serine-type exopeptidase activity.
AUGAGUCCAAUUCCUGAAUGGGAAGCAUCACUACACCAUCACCCACUUGCGGUUGAUGCAGAAGAAAUCAAAUCAUUUUUCUUCAAACAGACUUUGGAUCACUUCAACUAUAACCCAGAAAGCUACACAACAUUCCCACAAAGAUACCUUAUAAAUUUCAAGUACUGGGGUGGUGCCAAUUCUAGUGCCCCCAUAUUUGCAUACCUUGGUGCUGAAGCACCCAUAGAUAACUUCCCUAACAGCAUAGGAUUUUUAACUGAUAAUGCUGCUUCCUGCAAUGCCCUCUUGAUAUACAUAGAGCACCGCUACUAUGGGAAAUCAGUGCCAUUUGGAUCCAGGGAAGAAGCAUUGAAAAAUGCAAGCACUAUUGGGUAUUUCAACUCAGCUCAAGCCUUGGCAGAUUAUGCAGCAGUGCUCAAACAUAUCAAGAACACAUUACAUGCCCAAAAUUCCCCUGUGAUUGUAAUUGGAGGAUCAUAUGGUGGAAUGCUUGCCUCGUGGUUUAGGCUGAAAUAUCCCCACCUGGCAAUUGGUGCUUUGGCCUCAUCAGCACCAAUCCUAUACUUUGAUAACAUCACGCCACAAAAUGGUUACUACUCUGUUGUCACCAGGGAUUAUCGAGAAGCUAGUGAGACAUGUUACAAAACUAUACUGCAAUCUUGGAGUGAAAUUCACAGAGUAGCUUCUCAACCAAAUGGUUUGGUCACUCUCAGCAAGAGAUUCAACACUUGCCAUUUAUUAAAGCAACCUGAUGAAUUGAUAAACUUCUUAAGGUUGAUGUAUGGUUAUGGAGCUCAAUAUAAUGAACCUCCAAAAUAUCCAGUUAAUGUGAUUUGUGGUGGCAUUGAUGGAGCUUCUCUUGGGAGUGAUAUCCUAAGUAAGAUAUAUGCAGGUGUUGUGGCUCUCAAAGGAAACACCACAUGCACAGUUAAUGGCCCAACUAAUGAAUCUGAGACAACUGUGGGAUGGAGAUGGCAGACAUGUAGUGAAAUGGUAAUACCCAUCGGCAUAGGAAAUGAUACAAUGUUUGAACCUAAUCCUUUCAACCUAAAGAGGUAUGUGGAAGGCUGCAAGACAACUUUUGGUGUUUCACCUCGUCCUCAUUGGAUCACUACAUACUAUGCUGCCCAUAAUAUUAAAUUGGUACUUGGAAGAUUUGGAAGCAACAUUAUUUUCUCCAAUGGGUUAAAGGACCCAUAUAGUAUUGGAGGGGUUCUGGAAAACAUAUCAGACAGCAUUGUUGCCGUUCAUACAGUUAAUGGAUCUCAUUGUCUGGAUCUUUUGCGGGCAAAUCAAAGUGAUCCAGAAUGGUUGGUAAAACAACGAAAGGAAGAGAUGAAGAUAAUAAAAAGGUGGAUAGCCCAAUACUAUGCUGAUCUUCAUGCACUCAAGGACAACCCAAAAUUCCAUACCAAAUGAUUGGGGAAAACACAAGUUGGAAAAAAAUAAAUAAAUUCAAAGGCUAUACAUGAUCUCAAACUGUGCAACAACGAUUACUUUCAUAUCCAUUUUAAUUGUUUAGUUUGGAAAAUUUUUCUUUACCAUUGUUAAAAUUUAUGACC